Messenger RNA from Ciona intestinalis (vase tunicate), 1802 nucleotides. NCBI's taxonomy places the organism in Eukaryota, Metazoa, Chordata, Ascidiacea, Phlebobranchia, Cionidae. The record is from RefSeq and is a predicted model, not a curated record.
UCUUGAAAAGAGUUAUUUUGUUUUGCUGGUAGUUUCCAGUUUUCACUGUGCGUGGACGUGAAGUAAGGUAGAGCGAUAGAUAUCUUUAAUAUACUUGAUGCAAAAAUAACCAUUCCUACAUAUUAUACCAGCACCAUCACUUCGUAUCUUGAGUUUAGAUUGCAAGAGCCAAGUGUUUGUUAACUGUGUAGACUAUAGAAAGUUUAAAUCGUUUAUUAUGAAUGCCCCACCAGCGUUUGAAACAUUUCUUUUGUUUGACGGCGAAAAAAAGAUUUCUAUCACUAAAGACACAAAAGUCCCUAAUGCAGCACAUUUCACAGUAAAUAAGGAAGAUCACACACUUGGAAACAUUUUACGAACGCAGCUGCUUAAAGACCCUAAAGUUUUGUUCGCUGGAUACAAAGUUCCCCACCCCCUUGAACAUAAGUUUAUUUUAAGAGUUCAAACAACUGGUGACUACAGCCCACAAGAAGCCUUCACGAAUGCGAUUACUGAUUUAAUCAGUGAAAUAUCUUUACUGGAGGAGAGGUUUAAAGCAACUGUAAGAGAUAGACAGCAAGGAAUAGAAUGAACAAGUAGCAAACAUCAGAAGAUACAUGCUGCCCUGUACGUGUUGAUGACAACAAGUAUACAACUCAUCCACAACUUCAACACACACUAGUGCAUCAGACGACUGGUUUAGACUCGAAUUGUUUUAUAAUAAAAGCUGGCAAUCAGUUUGAUGAUUCUGAUUUUAUUUUCACCUAAACAGAAAUUUAAGCAUCCUUAUCUUUUCUUAUUCUUUCUUCUUUUUCUGUGAUGAAAAAAGAUUAGAUACAUUUUCAAGACCAUUUUAAAAAUCAUGGUGUCAUGGGGCACUUACAUGUCUCUGUGUUUCCCCAAGGAUUUUUUGCCAGUUCUAGUUAACUCCUUGUCGAAUGAACUUUUUUUCUUUUUUGGUUGUAUCUUUAUUGUUUUAACUGGCACAGGUUCAGCACAAGAUCUCGCCCUUUUUUGUUUUCUGCCACGUUUUUGUUCUCGAUGUUGGAAAGCUUGUGUUUUUUCAAGUUCUCUCUUCACACGAUCUUCAGGCUAAACAUAAAUGAGCUUUUAUUUACUGCAGCAGAACCUAUUAGACUAAAAACAAAGGGUCCCUAACAAUAAACAAUUUUUUAAAUUAAGAUUACGUAUUUACAUACAUUGUUUGUUGACGUUGAACCACUUUUAUUUUUCAUCUUUUUUCCACGUUUUUUAGACUCUGAAUGUGUUCCGAGCAUUCUCUCAGCUGUAAAAUACACUGGUGUUUAAAAAAGCAUAUUAUAGAAUGUUUAUAAUGUAUAUAUUUCCUUCUACCGUACAAUGUAACAACUUUAACUUUACCUCUGUGUGAUUGUGAUAAGAUAGAUUGCAUAGAUUUAACAACAAAAGUCCUAAAAACCUGCUCUAGAUAUAUAAAUGAACCUAGAAAAUCAGACUGUCACACUGACUCACACUGUUGGGCUUAUAUAAGAACCCAGCAUACAAAAACACAUAGCUUAAACACCUUUAGCGAAUUCCCGUUGCAUUUUAUUUUGAAACCAUGCUCUUUUUUCAGGAGCUUCUCCUUUUAUAAUCUUUUCUGCCUUCUUUACUUGAUUUUCUGAUGCGAUGACUUGUUUUUCUUGUGCCUCCAUUUUCAUGACAUCACCAACUUCGGAUUCAAUCUCAUUCAGUUUGUCACGAAACUUGGAAAUCACAUCUACAACAGAGUUUUAUAAAUCACAGAACUAUGAUGUAUGCGUGAGGUUAAAAAGAGGUUGCGAAUAAACUGGCAUUUACACUUU